CGGCCCAUGGCCGGUAGCCACAGCACAGCACGCCACGGCCGGACUCUUCUUCUUCUUCUUCCCAGGCGCCAGCGGACCUGCGGGACCUCGUCGUCCGAUCCUUCACUGGCAGGGCGCAGCUAGCUGCAGUUAACGGCAGCAGCAGCAGCAAGAGGAAGGAAGCUUUCCGGCGGCGGAGGAUCGGGGAGGAGGAAGAUGGUGGUGGAGUCCACGGGAGGCGGCGGAGGGGACUUGCUCAUCAAGCUGUUCGGGAAGACCAUCCCCGUGCCGGAGACCGCCGCCAAGGAGAGCAGCGGCGGCGGCAGCGGCGGCAGCAGCAGCAGCACCACUGAAUCCGAUGUCCCGGAGAACGCGCACCAGGACGCCUCGGACCCGUCCCCGCAGCCGGAGGUCGUGGACGCCGAGGAACCCAAGAGCUCGCCGGAGACGCAGCAGCACGGAGCUGGCGACAUGGCCGGCCAGAGGGAGAAGCUCAAGAAGCCCGACAAGGUGCUGCCGUGCCCGCGCUGCAACAGCAUGGACACGAAGUUCUGCUACUUCAACAACUACAACGUCAACCAGCCGCGCCACUUCUGCAAGAACUGCCAGCGGUACUGGACCGCCGGCGGCGCCAUGCGCAACGUGCCCGUCGGGGCCGGGCGCCGCAAGAACAAGCACGCCGUCGCCGCCUCCCAAUUCCUGCAGAGGGUCCGGGCCGCGCUGCCCGCCGCCGCCGGUGACCAGCUCAAGACCAACGGCACCGUGCUCAGCUUCGGCGGCCACGGCGCGCCUCCCGCGCUGCAGGACCUCGCCGAGCAGGUGUCCCACCUGAAGGAGAAGCUGCUCCUCCCGGCCAGGAACGCCGGCAACCCGUCGCCGGUGGGUCCUUGCAGCGAAGGAUUUAGCAGCACGGACGACAAGGCCCAUGGCGGCGGCAUCAAGGAGAAGCCCACCGUAGACAGACCUGCAAAUGGAGCGCCGCAUCCGGCAAGCAUGAACGGAGCAGCCGUGUGGCCGUACGGCUGCGCGCCGGCGCCAUCUCCGGCGGCGUAUUUCUCGUCGGGCAUCGCGAUUCCGAUAUACCCCGCCGCACCGGGUUACUGGGGCUGCAUGGUUCCCGGAACUUGGAGCCUGCCAUGGCCGGUGCAGGGCGUCUCGUCGCCCACCAGUGCUCCUUCACUCUCAUCAUCGGGGCCUGAACCCCUCACACUGGGCAAGCACCCCAGGGAGGCUGACGAGGGAAGAAGCGCCCAUGGCAGUGGCAAGGUGUGGGCGCCAAAGACAAUCCGGAUAGACGACGCCGACGAGGUGGCCAGGAGCUCAAUCUGGUCCCUCAUCGGCAUAAAAGGCGACAAGAAGCAGGACGCCGCAGAUCAUCGCGCUGCCGGGCACAAGCAUGGAACGGUGUUCGAGCAGAAGCGUGAGCCCAAGAAGCCGGCGAUGAUCGCAAGCUCGCCGCUCCUGCACACGAACCCCGUCGCGCUGACACGCUCGGUGACCUUCCAGGAGGGAUCUUGAAGCUCAUCGGCAGUACUGAAAUUUUUGUAAAUCAGAGGAUUGUAAUAUAGGUAUUGGGGUGGGGUGGGGGGAGGGGAACAGAGUGUAUGUGCGACAUAGCUACUUGUGGACUUGUAAUAGGUAGCCUCAUGUACAUAGAAUUAGCUAUUUGGGUUGGAGAAAGACCAGGAGAUCAAUAUGCCCCCUGGUUGUGGAUAAUAAAUAAUAUGAAGAAGGAACAUAUUGCUUGAGGUAUUU
Molecule: messenger RNA, 1734 nt
Organism: Panicum hallii
Lineage: Eukaryota; Viridiplantae; Streptophyta; Magnoliopsida; Poales; Poaceae
Product: cyclic dof factor 1-like
Exons: 2
Coding region: 196-1497 (433 amino acids)
Biological process (GO): regulation of DNA-templated transcription
Molecular function (GO): DNA binding; DNA-binding transcription factor activity
Source: RefSeq, a predicted model, not a curated record